GCGACGCGGCUUUAGGCCCCCGGAUGGCGGAGCGGGGCUCGUUUCGGGGACAGGGAAGGCCCCCGUCCGCCUCUCCUCCUCCCGGAAGCGCCUGCGAGGAGGUGGCGGGGACACCGACCAGGCCGCGGUGACCCGGGGCGGCCUCAGAUUCGUGAAGGCGCCGCUUUGCUCCCGCUCCCUCUUUGCGCCAUGGCGGAGCGCGGCGCCGGCUCUUCGGAGCACUUGGAGCGGCUGCACGAGAUAUUCCGCGGCUUGCAUGGGGAGCUGCGAGGAGCCCCCGAGAGGCUGCGCGGGAGCUCGGCCGUUGAAGAGAAGAAGAAGUUGAUUCGAGAAUUUGAUGAAAAACAAAAAGAAGCAAAUGAAACGCUACGGGAAAUGGAAGAAGAACUGAAAUAUGCUCCAAUGUCCUUCCACAAUCAAAUGAUGGCCAAAAUUCGGACUUACAGAAGAGAACUUGCCAUGUUUCAGAGGAAGAUGAAAAGUACAGAUUUGGGAGUGGUUCCAGGAGGACAUGGAGAUCCAAAAUUUGGGAUCUACUCCACAGAAAAUGAGCAAAGUACCCAGCUACAGUCUCAGAGGGUGCUGCUGCUUCAAGGAACAGAAAGCUUGAACCGAGCCACUCAGAGCAUAGAGCGUUCGCACCAGAUUGCUGCAGAGACAGAUCAAGUUGGUACAGAGAUCAUUGAAGUACUUGGGGAGCAGCGGGAGCAGUUGGACCGCACCAAAGGCAGACUGGUGAACACGAAUGAAAAUUUAAGCAAAAGUCGAAAGAUAUUGCGUGCCAUGUCAAGAAAGGUUAUGACGAACAAAUUGUUGCUCUCCUUUAUCAUCAUUUUGGAGUUAGUUAUUCUGGGAGGUGUCGUAUACUACAAAUUCUUCAGCUGAAUCUUCUUGACGCACACACAGCUGUUUUCAGGCCUUCCAUCUAUCUUAAGGACUGUAUUACAAUCAUUGUCAAGGAACAGUUCUUCAGCAACAAUUGAAAUGAGUGGAUUAUAUUUACACCUUAUACAUCACACCUUCAAUACUGGUGUGUUGUCAAGUCUUAACAGCAUGUUUGUUUGAGAAUGCUGCAGGGCUACUGAGAGGAAAUGUAUCUGUAAAGAAAGACAGAGGGCAGCGAAGGGAUGGUAAGUUUUUGUAUAAUUGCAAAGUAAUAAACAUUCACCUAAGCCGAUGUGUUGUCUAGCUUGUAAUACAGCGGAGUUUGGUCACGCAGUGGAAAAAGUAACUAGUCUCUCCAAAACUGGUGAACACUUCAGAGUGUGGUAUAGUUGGGUUUUAGCCAGUCCAUUUGAGUAGAUCAGCAGAGCUGUACAUAAUGCCCAUUUGAAGCAUCUGUUGAUCCUUGAGGGUUCUACAUCCGUACUUGCUCUUCACUGUCAGAUUCAUCUGGUGAACUGGGUGUUGGGAGAUCAUUAAACAGGAUGUGCGCUCCUUCUCUUGUUUGCCCAAAGCAUGUAGCAAUCACGUCUACUGCAAGGUUAACUGUUGCAUUCACUUCCUCCUGUGAAUCUCCAAGCAGUGGAUUCACUUCUACAAGGUCCAUGGCUGAAAGCAGGCCUGGGAAAUUAAAGACACUGAGUUACAUGGGCAGGUGUGGUCUGCACUAUAUGCAACGGCAUAUGGGUUUUGUAUGAAUGAAUCCAAGGUUCCGGCCAUGCAUUGACUGAAAUAAAUUAUUGCCGUUUUAAAAGCACUGUACAGUACUGCAGUAUUUAGCAUAAUCUUAUCUUGAAUUGCCUUUUCAAACUGCGGGCCGAAAGCAAUGUUAACUACUAGCCAGUUUGGCCCUGUUUCUAGUUAUGCUGUUGCCAGUAGCAUGCAACAUUGUUAUAGAGAUACUGCAAAUAAGUAGUUAAAUGUUUUAAAUGAUGCUGCUACAUGGAUCCUUAGUGUUUUAAGGGUCCCUAACAGCUAUAAUUAAACUCGAUAAAGAGUCAAGUGAGAGAUAUUAGGUUCCCACCUCCCCUUGCUAUGGAAGCUGCCAAGGUCCUGAUAAUGGAAGGUUGCAAGGGAGCCUCAGUGAAGGCAACUUGAUGAUAGAGCAGCCAUUGUUCCUGUAAGCAAGCCUAGUUUCAUAUGGGGAGUUUGUUAGGCAUAGCUUUUAGCUGUAAUAAUUCUAACAACAUUUGAGUAAAGUCGGUUUUUCUCUUGUACUAAUAAGGAAGUGCAAUUUGAUGUCUGAAAGCACCUGAGAACUAUCCUUAUCCUUACUACUGUCCAUUCCAAUUUAUCCUUGUUAAUUUCCUUAGCAUGGGAUGAAUUAAGGAAAAGAACCUGGGCUUCUUUCUCAUUUACACUCCAACAUUUUAAACCAGGGGUCCCCAAACUUACCCGGCUUUGGGCCGGUUCCUCUGGCGCUGAUCAUGAGGCAGGCCAGAGGGCGGGGGAACGCGCUCCCAUACGCACGCGCACUUGCUUUUUCUGGUGCAGUGCAGAGCUGGAAAUGGCUUCUGAGCAUGCGCAGACGUCAUUUCCUGUGCACUUCCGGGGCGGGGCGGCACAAGAAAUAGCUUGUGCGCGUGCAUAUGGGAGCGCAUCCCCCGGCCCUCCGGCCUGCGCUUGCGCACAAGCUAUUUCUGGCGCCGCGCUGACCCGGAGAUGGGCAACUGCACCACGGUGCGCUGAUAAGAGUGGGCGGCAGGAGUCGUUGGGGGCCGCACAAUUGGCUUGCACGGGCCGCAUCCGGCCCCCGGGCCUUAGUUUGGGGGGCCCCUGUUUUAAACAAACACUUUUGUACCACAGCUGCCAUGCAAGUGUUUACUUGUAUCAUGUUAUCUAAAGCUGAAAGUAAAAUGUGCUUGUCUGGUUCUUACCUGUGUUAUGUAUUUCCUCUGAAAUGUACAUGCCUUCACGAUAUGUUAAUCCACCCAAGACAGGAGUCCCUGUUGCUGGAGCCAGAGUUGGGUCAAAGGCAUCAAUGUCAAAGCUCAGGUGGAUUGGUCUUUGUCCUCUGUGAAGGAGAAUCACUUUAUAAUACAGGUAUAACCCAUGUGAAAUAAAUCACAUCAUGGUAACUGGAGACUGAGCAGUAGGAUAUGACAAGCUGAUUGUAUGCUGACAUGUGAAUAGGUUAGUAUUUUUUGCCUAACACUGCUUCCCAAAAUGUCCACCCUCAAAGUGUUACCUGCCCAGAAGGUGGUCAAAUGUUCUUUCCAUCACUUUGUGGAUUCCCAAACGAUCAAUAUCUCUUGUUGAAAAAUACUGGAUGCCGUAGUUCUUCAAAAUAUAGCUGUUUAAGGAAAACAUAUAACUGUUUAAAGCUAUAAUGUUAAUGCGGCAUACCUCUUACUGAUGCCAAUAAAGGUUUUGAUUGAUUGAUUGA
Messenger RNA from Zootoca vivipara (common lizard), 3328 nucleotides. It is a transcript of the gene VTI1B, whose product is annotated as vesicle transport through interaction with t-SNAREs 1B. Gene Ontology annotation, molecular function: SNAP receptor activity; SNARE binding. Gene Ontology annotation, cellular component: SNARE complex; Golgi apparatus; late endosome membrane. Gene Ontology annotation, biological process: retrograde transport, endosome to Golgi; macroautophagy; vesicle fusion with Golgi apparatus. Lineage: Eukaryota; Metazoa; Chordata; Lepidosauria; Squamata; Lacertidae. The record is from RefSeq and is a predicted model, not a curated record.